This is a messenger RNA of Iphiclides podalirius (scarce swallowtail), 201 nucleotides long. The record is from the annotation of a GenBank genome assembly. Lineage: Eukaryota; Metazoa; Arthropoda; Insecta; Lepidoptera; Papilionidae.
AUGCAAUCCGCAUUGAAACGCCCCCGACCCCGCGCUAACCUCAGGCACGCGGAAUCCUACAGGAGCUGCCCACUGUUCAACCCCGCCUCCUUUGUUCCAACUCCUGAUGAGCAGACACGUGCGGCGAGUACGGGGAGCCUUUUAAGGCAGAGGCUGAUUGCAAUUUUGAUCGAUAAAUCGUCCAGCGGCAAAUGUGAACCC